CGUAUCUGAUUCAAACGCGACCUAAUAUCCAGGUUGCAUUUAUCCCACCUGAAUGUCACUGAUACUUGCCAAACGUCAUUAUUCUGCAUCCUGAUACACAAGCGGGAAGACUAACAACAAACAUGGCGGCCUAUGAGGAUUAAGUUGUUAAUAUGCUGCAGAUGUAGGUUGGGAGAAGACUGAGAACGCAGGCAUUAUUGCGCCCUCUGCUGGGCAAUUGGGACACUUCCAGUAAGGUAGCGCUCCUUUAUGUCCUGAUCAUUAUGAGUGGACGAUUGGCCCAAAGCCUGAAACCCCGCCGGAGCAUUUCCUUCUCAGAUGUUAAGCUGAAGCUGUUUAAGGAGCCUGACUUUAAUGGUUUGAGCUCCCUGCUGGUGAGAGAAGACAUCGGUCUGCUCUUCAUCGGAGCCAGAGGAAAAGUCAUCACGCUCCGUUUGGAUGACAUCGCUGAAAAGACCGGCGAGAUUGAAUGGAGAGUGACCUCUGGAGAAAAAUCUGCAUGCGUGUUAAAAGGCAAGAGCAAAGAGGACUGUGAAAAUUACAUCACGACACUGCACACUCUGAAUGACAGCAGAAUCUUCACGUGUGGAACCCGGGCAUUCAAACCUCUGUGCACACACCUGUUGUUCAAAGGAGGAAAAGUCAGCAUGGAAACCACAACUUCAGAGGGCAGGGGGAGAGCACCCUUUGACCCCCAUGAAGACUUUGUCUCCCUGAUGAAUGAAAACACAUUAUAUGCGGCUGGUUCUGUAGACUUCAUGGGAAGACAGGCUUUCCUGAGAACCGGACGCAAUUACCUCUAUACUGAAGAUAAAAUAUCUUGGUUCAAUGACCCCAUCAUGAUUUCCAUAAACGUUGCUGAAACCAGCAAAAGUUCAGAAAACAGAGAGGAUGACAAUUUAUUCGUGUUCUUUACUGAGAUUGCCGUGGAGGAACGACGCAGCAACCUCCGUUUGUCGAGAGUUGCACGAUUGUGUAAAGGUGACUUGGGAGGCUUUGUAGUUUCGGAGAAAAAGUGGACUUCUUUCCUGAAAGCCCGUUUAGACUGCCCGUUUGGAGAGAAAGGUUCAAUAUCUCUGUUGCAGAGUGUCUUUCUUGUCAAUGAUGAAAAUAAUGUGACAGAGAGCCUCUUCUAUGCAACAUUCACCCUAAGUCCGCCAUUCAACUCUACAUCCAGUUCAUGCAGUCAGUCUGCUGUCUGUGCCUACAAGCUAUCAGACAUCCAGCAAGUUUACAGGGGGAAUCUUCUGGAAGAGAUAAUUUCUGGAGGUUGGGUGAAGGACUUAGGAAAAGAGAGCUACACCUACCCUCGUUCAUGUAUUAAUGAUGAAAUGCGAGCCAAGAAUGUGAAGACCUCUCUCGACAUCCCAGAUUCAACCCUUGUAUUUGCAAAAAACCACCCUCUGAUGGAGGGAGGAGUGAUGCCGAUCACUGGGAGGCCCCUGCUGGUCCAGUCUACGGCCCAGUUCUCUAAAAUUGUUGUUGACAAAGUAACAUCUCUGGAUGGACAGCAUUACAACGUCAUGUUUAUUAGCAACAACUCUGGUUGGCUGCAGAAGGCGGUGUGGUCUGGUGAUGAUGGAGGGCGAAUCAUUGAGGAGUUGCAGCUGUUUCAGGAUCCUCAGCCCAUUCGCUUCCUUCAGCUCUCCUCUAGAAGUGGUCAGCUGUACAGUGCAACUAGAACUGCUGUUGCUCAGCUCAGUGUGAGGGACUGCAGCCGCUACACAUCCUGUGCCGACUGCCUUACAGCCAGAGAUCCAUACUGUGGCUGGGACCGUCUCAGAGGCCUGUGUGCUGCUGUUGCUGGUGCUUCAAACCUCUCCAUGAUCCAGAACCUCACUGAUGGUGAUGUUGGAAUCUGCCCAAACUCUCAUUUGUCAAAGAAGAUUAUCGACAUCCACCUCACAGUUGACGUGGCACAGUUCCUCCCCUGCUCCCCUGACACCAAUCUCCCCAUCAGCUGGAGCUUCUCUGGUAACAUCCUUGAGCCCGGUCCCCGACACAUUCUGCUCAGCCAGGGACUCGUUUUAACACCUUCCUUCACUGAUGAAGGCCUUUACACCUGUGAGACAGUGGAAGUAGUUAAAGGAAGAAAGCACAGGAUGGCCGUGAUCCGGUACCAUGUAAAGCUUACAAAGGAGAGAAAGGAGAGGGAGGUAAACGGGUCUCAGGGUACAAUUACCUACAUUUUAGCUUCUGUUUGUGUGCUGUUUGGAAUGAUCAUCAUCUACGCAUGCUGGAAGCAGAAAAGAGAAAAACAUGUUGGCAGCAGCAGUGAGAGUUAUGCUAACACUAGCUAACCACAGUCAAAGCCUGGGUCUUGCAAGUGAGAGUUCUGGUCCUAAGAACCACAACCAGAGUCCUGGUCCUGGUACUAAGGUAAUUAAUCCAACUUGGGUGGAAACGAGGGCAAAAUCUCCUGUUUAAAACAGAUUUAUAGUUGGAUAACCAAACAACCUACUUCUGUUACACUUUGUACAUCACUGCUAUCAACUCUGUAAAAAUAA
Molecule: messenger RNA, 2507 nt
Organism: Poeciliopsis prolifica (blackstripe livebearer)
Lineage: Eukaryota; Metazoa; Chordata; Actinopteri; Cyprinodontiformes; Poeciliidae
Product: semaphorin-4E-like
Exons: 16
Coding region: 264-2300 (678 amino acids)
Biological process (GO): negative chemotaxis; positive regulation of cell migration; semaphorin-plexin signaling pathway
Molecular function (GO): chemorepellent activity; semaphorin receptor binding
Source: RefSeq, a predicted model, not a curated record